AUGGCGAAGCGACGGCGACGGCGCCGAUGGGUCUGGGCGAAGCGGGAGAUGGCUCGUGCGACGGGCUUCUUCAGUGAAGAUGAGAUGAAGCAGCGAGACCCGCAGCUCUUCCACCACCUCGUUGGCCAGUACCAAGACACUACAGUGAAGCUGUCGGACCCCAUGCAAGGCAGCCUAAGCAACUACCUCCUCCAGCAGCUCGAGCGCCAGUGCGAGGACGAGCUUCGGAACGAGGGAGCUGGUACAGCCGGCGCGGAUUGCGCUCCAGCACCUGCAAAAAGGCAGCGAAUGAGCGACGAAGUCCAAGCUGGCGACAUGGAGUUCUCCAAUGAGGACUACUACGACCAGAGCGGCGACGAGGGUGGUGCAGGAUCGGACGAUGCUGCAGUCAGGCGGGCCAGAUUUCUGAAAGCCAUGCGGGAUCGGUUUGUGGAUGGCAUGGAGAGGAAUUUCAAUUACGCUGCCUUGGAUGAGGACUCGGACUUGGACGAUGUGGUGGAGCUUGGGAGAGAUGCGGAGGAAAAAUACUUCGAUGCAGAGUGA
Molecule: messenger RNA, 543 nt
Organism: Symbiodinium sp. CCMP2456
Lineage: Eukaryota; Dinophyceae; Suessiales; Symbiodiniaceae
Source: the annotation of a GenBank genome assembly